GUCUUUCUUCAAGCACUACUUCAAAAUCACAAAUACAACUGUGAGCCUGAAUUGAAUCCAACCCAUAGAAGUAUCUAUAGGCCUGUGCUCGUCCUCUCUCACGAGCGGUCGUAGCCAAAUAAUCUGUUGUUUGCGAAACUCACAAAACUAUUUUUCGUACCCCCUGAAUGACGUGUGCGAGUGUGAGGCCCACACCCAAGUCCGAAAAAACCUAGCCUCGUAACAGCCGCACCCUUAUGGUAUAGAUCAACUGUUCGUCAUAGAGGAUCGGCGUUCAGCUGCUCUCGGGCUGGAGGAGGGAGUAGCACGCAGCAGUCCGCUAAAGGGCACACUGCC
This is a messenger RNA of Amoebophrya sp. A120, 336 nucleotides long. Lineage: Eukaryota; Dinophyceae; Syndiniales; Amoebophryaceae. The record is from the annotation of a GenBank genome assembly.